GCGGCAAUCGCGCAUGCCACCAUCGCUGCCGUGUCCUAGCGUCUAUGGCGCGAUCACAUGGCCAGCCCGGCGCUGAAGACUCUCGCCACCCGACCACCGGAAGCCAAGGAGGAGAUACGCCUCCUCUGCUCCAGCGGCCGCCUCAGGGACGCUCUCCACGGCCGCUUCCGUGAGGUCCCUCUAGUUGGAACCCGGCCUCUUCUCGCAUGUCUUCCGGGCCACCGCGCCCUCCCGCUCCUCCGCCAGCUCCACGCCUUCGCCACCACAUCUGGCGCCGCCGCCGACCGCUUCAUCGCGAACCACCUCUUCCUCGCCUACGCCGACCUGGCUGACUUCACCACCGCGCGCAACCUGUUCGAGAGAAUUCCCAAGCGGAAUGUCAUGUCCUGGAACAUUCUCAUCGGGGGUUACAUUAAGAACGGUGAACUGGGAACCGCGCGGAAGCUGUUCAACGAAAUGCCCGCGAGGAACGUCGCAACGUGGAAUGCCAUGACCGCUGGACUCACCGACUCGGGACUAAACGAGGAGAGCUUGGGGUUCUUUGCAAUGCGAAGGGAGGGAAUGCAGCCUUUUGAGUUUGGCCUUGGGAGCGUCUUCCGGUGCUGUGCUGGGCUCAGAGAUAUUGUGUCCGGCCGUCGGAUCCAUGCGUACGUUGUUCGUUCUGGAGUGGACAGGGACAUGUGCGUUGGGAGCUUGUUGGCGCACAUGUAUAUGCGGUGUGGCUUUCUUGACGGAGAGGCUGUGCUGUGAGCGCUGCCUUCACUUAGCAUUGUGUCAUGCAAUACCAUAAUCGCUGGAAGGACGCAGAAUGGAGACUCAGAGGGGGCGCUCGAGUAUUUCUGCAUGAUGAGAGGUGCUGGGGUGGAAGCAAAUGCGGUCACAUUCGUGAGUGCCAUUAGUUCUUGCUCGGACUUGGCAGCUCUUGCACAAGGUCAGCAAGUUCAUGCACAAGCUAUCAAGGCUGGAGUCAACAAGGUUGUGCCGGUCAUGACUUCACUUGUGCAUAGGUACUCUCGGACUCGGAAAGAGUUUACUUUGGGUAUAGUGGGUCAGAUCUUGUCCUUUGUAGUGCGAUGAUCUCAGCUUAUGGAUUCCACGGGCAUGGGCACAAAGCAGUUGAUUUGUUCAGACAAAUGAGGAAUGGAGGGGCAGAACCUAAUGAUGUUACUUUCUUGACCUUGCUAUAUGCAUGCAGCCAUAGUGGUCUGAAAGUCGAAGGCAUGGAUUGUUUUGAGCUUAUGACUAAGACUUAUGGACCACAGCCAAGUGUUAAACACUACACUUGUAUUGUGGAUCUUCUUGGACGUUCAGGUCUCCUAAAUGAAGUGGAGGCCCUCAUCCUGUCGAUGCCUGUGCGUCCUGAUGGGGUCAUAUGGAAGACAUUACUAUCUUCUUGUAAGAUCCAAAAGAAUUUUGACAUGGCCAACAGGAUAGCAGAACGUGUCAUUGAGUUGAGCCCUCAUGAUGCCGCAUCUUAUGUUCUUCUAUCAAAUAUUCGAGGUACCAGCAGCACAUGGGAGGAUGUCAGCGAGGUAAGAAAAAUCAUGAGGAAGCAGAAUGUGAGGAAAGAACCUGGAAUUAGCUGGGUGGAGCUUAAGGGUCAGGUGCACCAAUUCUGCACAGGAGAUAAAUCCCAUUCACGGCAAAUAGAGAUCGAUCAAUGCUUGGAAGAAAUGAUGGCCAAGAUUAGGCAAUGUGGGUAUGCACCAGACAUGAGCAUGGUAUUUCAUGACUUGGAAGAUGAGGAGAAAGAAGUUAGUUUGGCUCACACAGUGAGAAGUUGGCUAUAGCAUUUGCUUUUCUGAGCUUACCUGAAGGAGUUCCUAUUCGGGUUAUGAAGAAUCUACGUAUGUGUGAUUAUUGCCAUGUAGCUAUUAAGUUGAUGUCUAAGGUAACUGGUUGGGAGAUUGUGGUCCGAGAUGUAAGCCGUUUUCACCAUUUCAAAGAUGGAAAAUGCUCUUGUGGAUAUUAUUGGUGAUAGGAGUAGACUGCCAUCAAUAUAUCUUUUGCCUCAGUUGAGGGAACAAGACUUGUCGCUCAGAUUUAUGAACGCCAGUUGCUUGGUACCCUCUAUUUCCUGGCAAUUUGAGCUACCCUUAGGUGUGCAGGCAGGGCGGGAGUGUCCACAAGCCUACUGAUUUGCCCUCUGGAAAGAACUGAUAUGGUGAUGGUCAAUGAGGGUCGGAUUCUAUUUCUUUGUUGCUCGAAAUGGGUUGUCCUGCUAAGCCCAGUCUUUUCCCUGAUGAGUCACUAUUAUUGUUUAGUGAGCAAGCUGACCACUCUGAACCAUCUUGCAGUAUACCAGCAUGAGUCGUUACGCCCUGUUACUCAGUCUCACUUUGCACCACCAGAUUUUUAUAGGCGGGCGCGGCACGAUCACUUUCAUCAGUCGUCAGACCAUCACCCACCCCGGCUGCAAGCGCCAAACUCCAAAGCCGCGAGCAAAUCCCUGCGCCGCCGCGCCAUGGCUUCCCCGUCUCCCUCCUCUCCUCUCCACCAGCACCAGCACCAGCACCAGCUUCCCCCCAAUGCUCACCCCCAAUUCCAAGCCCCAUUGCCGUCGAUGCCGCUCGCUGCGCCGCCCAAGGCGCUCGACCUGGAGGUCACCGUCGUCUCGGGCAAGCACCUGAAGAACGUCAACUGGCGCCGCGGCGACCUCCGCGCCUACGUCGUCGCCUACCUCGACCCCUCCCGCCGCGCCGCCACCCGCCCCGACGACGCCGGCGGAUGCAAGCCCGUCUGGAGCGAGCGCCUCGUCCUCCCGCUCCCGCCCCACCUCUCCCCGCACGACCCCUCCAUCCUCCUUUCCCUCGAUGUCUUCCACUCCAAGCCUUCCGACUCGCCCAAGCCGCUCGUCGGAUCCGCCCGCUCACCUCUCCGCGACCUCCUCUUUCCCACAAACCCUAACCCUAGCCACGAUUCCCCGUCCUCCCCUCUCGUCACCCUGCCGCUCCUCCGCCCUUCCGGCCGCCCACAAGGAAAGCUCCGCAUCCGCGUGUCCAUCCGUGAGCGCUCGCCGCCUCCUCCCGAGCCGCAGUACCCGCCGCCGUCCAGCUCCCCCUACUACUUUCCUCCGCCUUCCGCCUACUCGGCCCCACCGCAGUACGUAUCAGAUCAGUACUACCGCCCCAGCGGGUACUACUCUGCACCACCACCACCUCAGUAUGAGUACAGCGGAGGGCCCUCCGCACCGGUGGAAUACAGCAGACAGUAUGAACAGAGAGGGAGUGGAAGGUACGGAGUAGGCACUGGACUUGCAGUGGGUGCAGUUGCUGGGGCCCUCGGGGGGCUUGCAGUCGAAGAAGGUGUGAAGUACAAGGAGGAAAAGGCUGCAGAGCGGGUGGAAGAGAAGGUGGCACCUGCUGGGAGGGGUGAUUACAGCGAGUAUCGUGGCGAUUAUUGAACGUGAGUUUGUGUGAGUGAGGAUGCACUGUGAGUUGCUUCUUCUUUCCUUGCCAAUGUGGGAAUAAAGUCACAGUGUUAGUUUAUGAUUCGCUCCGUAUAUGUAUAUAUUUGCGUAAUAUGUGUGACAGAUUUGGUGUGUACCAUGAAGGUUUCAUGAUUUGCUUUGAUGGUGUACUUGUGACUUGUUGUCUUGCUGUUUAAUUUUAUCUUCUCCCUCGGUUGUACUGCUUCA
This is a messenger RNA of Phragmites australis (common reed), 3637 nucleotides long. RefSeq names its product extensin-like. The record is from RefSeq and is a predicted model, not a curated record. Bases 2162 to 3403 code for a protein of 413 amino acids. NCBI's taxonomy places the organism in Eukaryota, Viridiplantae, Streptophyta, Magnoliopsida, Poales, Poaceae. Gene Ontology annotation, biological process: defense response. The transcript has 5 exons.